This is a messenger RNA of Peniophora sp. CBMAI 1063, 3654 nucleotides long. The record is from the annotation of a GenBank genome assembly. NCBI's taxonomy places the organism in Eukaryota, Fungi, Basidiomycota, Agaricomycetes, Russulales, Peniophoraceae.
AUGGACGAUCCAUGGGGCAACGCCUGGGGCGAACCUUCUACCACUACUACCACCCAUGACACCUGGGAUGUCAAGCCCGUUACGACUUUGACGACUUCGCCGCCUCUGGGUGAUGAGGAGGCUGAUCUGGGCGGCGCUUCCGCGGGCUGGACACUUGACGGCGCUGUUCGUUGGGAUGAGGGCGACGCCUGGGGCUCUUCUAACUCCGCCUGGCAACCACAAGAUACUUUCUCGAAUAUCAAACUCGAGACGCCUGUCGCUGCUGCACCUCCAGAAUCUGAACCCGAACCAGAUCUUGAACCCGAACGUCCCGAUUCAGAGCACGCUUCUGAGCCUGAACCAGAGCCCGAAGAGGAAGUCGACGAGCCGCCUCCGGUGACAGUUGAUGCGCCGCCAGAUACCGAUGAGGAGGCGCCCGCGGCCGUGAGCGCUCCCCGGACGCCAGAUCCAGAUGCCGACGGCUUCGGGACGUUCGACGACGGCACUGCACCUGUAUCAGCAGCAGCGGCACCAUGGUCACCAGUCGCACCUGCCUUUCCGGAAGACACCGACGGCGGCUGGGGUACUUCUGCUGAGUCCGCUUGGGGUGCUGCCGACCCUGCCGAGAAAGAGGAGGAAGCCGAAGAAGAGGACGAAUGGACCAGGGCAGCGCGCGCCAAGGCCGCGUUGGAUCGCGCGCUCCCGCCUGAGUUGCUCGCUUCGAUAAUGCAGCAAGUGCAGGAACUCGCCGAUGCCGCCUGGCCGCCACAGGAAGGCGAUCAUGCGAAAGACACGCCGCCUGACUGGGCGAGCAGCUGGCUCGCAGGUAUGGAUGGUGUACCGGGUCUUGAAUCACUCUUGUCGACAUAUGUCCCUCCAGACCAUACACUUCCUCCACCAACUCGCUUCGCCGCAACACACACAUCGAAGUCCCUCAGUUCAUCCCUCAAACUCACCCGACAUACGCUCCCGGCACGCAACUCGCCUUUCGCAUCACUCAUGGCAGCCCGCGGAUCCGCCGCCUGGGAAGCCGCUGUGAAAGCGCGCUCUAUGCCCACAGCUGACGCAGACGCAGAGAGCGCCGUGCCUGCUGGAUGGCGAAUACUUGAGAAGGAUGAACGGAAAGAUGGAGAUGCGAAGGAAGAGGGUAAAGAGGAGAAGAGGGGCUUGUUCGCGAGCUUGUGGGGUCGCAGGAGCAGCACGAUGAAGCCUCAGACUACGGGCGGGAGCAUUGGGAGCUCAGGAUCAACGAGGCAGAGCGUUGAGGUGCUCAGCCCGGUGUCCGCACCUUCCACUGGUCCUGCAACGCCGCAACGAGCUGCAUCACCCGCACCGUCUACGACGUCCACGCCUGCGCCUACGGCUUCUACACCAACGGCCGAGGCACCACCUGCUCAACCUGCUCCUUACGACCCGCCCACGUUCGAGCCGAUCCUUCCACCUUCGAGUAGCGCGUCACCGCCGCCCCAAGCAGCGCCGGCACCAACGGGCGUCUCCCGCUUCUUCUCACGCCUUACCCGCAAUCGCGCCUCGUCUCCCUCCCCACGGGCUUCGUUAGCACUCAGUGGCGACGACAUUGAGUUCCUCGGGGAUAUUGUACCUUCCGCAUCUGAUCCAGAUGACGAGAAUGAUCUGCUGGGUUUGGGAGGAGGAAAGGAUAGGGAUCUGAAGAUGGCUGGACUAGAGAGUCUGUUGAAGAGCAAGCCGAUAGGCGGGAAACUGCCUGCACCUCUACCACCGCCUCCGAGCGUACCGACACUAAGACCGGUAUCGAGUGCGAGUGCUCCAAAGCCCCAUCACGCGAGCCAGCCAUCACAAGAUCUGUUCGCGGGCUUCGACGUGCUACAACCUUCAUCGUCGGGAGGAACACAAGCCUCGGGUUCAGCAAAUUUCCAGGCGCUCCCGACGUCAAGCUCCCUCGCGUCUACGAGCGCGCAACCUUUUGCACCUUCCAUAUCGACCGCAUCAAGCGCUCAGCCGUUGGCGCCUUCAACAUCAAGCAGCGCAUUUGACGACGACGACGAUUUUGCAGACUUUCUCGGUUCACCGUCGGCACAUACAGGUCCUUCAGCAGCCGGUGGUCUUCCGCCUGCUCCCGAUACCUCCACGUUCGGUGACUUCUCGAGCUUCGCGGCGCCAUCAGCUUCUUCUGCAGCAGGUCAAACUGCGACGAGCGAUUCGUUUGGUGACUUUGGAGGGUUCAUGUCGACACCUGUGCCAUCGUCUGCAGCGACUGUUGCGAGUCCGCCUCAGCCGCUUGCGCCGCCACCUUCGGCUAUAUCGACCCUUUCGCCGCCGCCGCGGUAUGGGACGACGCCGGUACUGCCGCCCCCUGGCUCAAGUACGAUAUCACCUCUCCCACCACCACAAAGCGUAGGAACGGCCACGCCUCCUCUACCACCGCCUAGUGCGGGCAUGAGCAAAUCUUUACUUGACCGACGCCUCAGUCGCCCCGUGGGAAGCUCGGGUUCGAAUUCACCCGUUUCGCCCGCCGCCCCAGCUCCCCUCGCACGAGCCGGGUCAGUAAAGAACGGAAAGCCACUCUCGAUCACGCCGCCCUCACUGGACCUGUUCAACACCGAUGCCAGCUCUGCCGACAAGGAAGACACGAAGUCGGGCGUCGAGGCUUCCCACACGCGUACGCGCUCGCUUCUCGAGAGCGCCCAAGCACGCGCGGGCAUGAGAUGGCCGGCGCCGCCGUCUCCGCUUCCUGAGGCGCUGAGUCCGCCGCCAGAUGCACCGGCUACGUUCACUUCCGCUGGUGUGGACCUUCUGGGUGUUGGCAGUGGACUAUCUGGGUUCGCGGCGGCACAGGUGCAGGGCGCGCCUCCAGUCCAGACGUUCUCGCCACCAUCACGCGCACUCUCACCGCCGAUGCAAACGCUCUCCCCUCCACCUCUCGCCCCUCCGCCCGGAGCAAAUCCUCCGGCGCACAAGAUUCCGCCAGCACCAUUGAACUCGCUCGCGCCUCCAACAGACUUGUUCGAUAUGGGGACGGGAGUAGAAGAGACGCCGCCACCCACGCCUCCGAAGCCUGACUUUGGCUCGUUCGCGAGGUCAAAUAGCCGCCCGUCAUCGGUCGUAGGCUCUUCGACGUUCUCGCCGCCUUCAAACCCGUCACCUUUACCUCCCUCAACGCUCUCGCCGCCCAACUCGUCGACGUUGCCCUCAGCAGUCGGGAUCUCGCGCUUUCCGCAUCAUUCGAGUCUACCGGUGCCGGCGUCGACGUCGAGACCUGCGUCGCGUGCAGCACAUAAGGCUGUGACGAUGUCUGGUGCUUCGACGAGCGCGGGUGGGUCAGCGCCGUUGUUGCCGCCUCCGCCGGGUGGGGGUUCACCGUUCGCGCCUCCUCCGCGCGCACCGUCCGUCGUCGCGUCUCCGCCUCCCGUAACGAUGACGCCGCCCACCGCAUCACUGUCACCUCCAGCAGGCUUUGCCCCUCCCCAACGCAACUCAUUCGCCUCACCUCCACCAAUGAACCCAUCACCAAACAACGUGUUUGCUGCGUUGCCGCCGGGUAGGGCGAUGAGCUUGUCGCCACCCGCGAGAGACGGAUCGCCCGAUGAUAGUGUGCCGCUUGCGGCGCUUGUGCAGCAGAGGCAUCAGGCGCAGACUGUCGUGAAAGGCACGGGCGGGUUGAGCGCGCAGGAUCUGAGCUUCUUCGAAGGGCUCUGA